UCGAACCGCGAUCGCGUUAUACUGUUGCGCUGUCCAGAUAACGACGGCGGCGUGCGGCGGUCGAUCAUCAUCAUCAUCAUCAUAUCAUAUUAUUAUUAAACGUCGCUUCUGCGAUAAACAGGAAAUAACAAUUAUUAUAAUAUAUUAUAAUCAUCAGAAUUACUAUUAUUAUUAUUAUUAUUAUUAUUACUACGUAUAUACUAUUAUUAAUACAAAAUUAAACCGCGUGAUAUCACCGUGUGUAGUGCAACAUAAAAUACUGUUCACGGCGGUUAGAUGGCCGUCAGUCGCAGUGCUUAAUCGUAUUAUAUAUGUGUGUGGCGGUCAUAAACGUGGAACACCGAACCGCCACAGUCGUUAUUUACCGAAAUCCAACACUAUAAAAUAUUAUAAUGUACUAAAAUAUUAUUAUUAUUAUUUUUAUUGUCGUCGUCGUCGUCGUCAAGUUCACGAAUGUCAAAGACAACGAAAAAAACACAAGAAACUAGGAAAAAUCUUGUGGAUCGAAUAAAAUCUGACGACGGUCAUCGUUCUGAAUAGCCACGCCACACAAAACUAUUUAGUACGAAAAUAACAGCACUCGUUUAUUUGAACACUACGCUUGAAAAAAAUAUCGAACUGCGUAGAUAUGGUCAACUGCGAAAACGGAUAUGAUAACUCUGCGUGUUACCCAAAUGACUAUGUCGGUGUAACACAGAUACCGUCGAUCGAAAUGGACCGUGUGACCGAUACCAGAAUGAAUGAAGUCGUCGUGACCGGAUGCUGCGGUAGUGGUCUGAACGGGAAUAGCAAUCAUCAGUCAGGCGAUCAGUCUCCUGAAAAAGGCUCGCCGGACGUAUGUCAGCCCAAAUGCCCAGCGGUCAGACCAACGCCCUGGGACCCAAUAAAAACGCGGUUUGUGGCCGUCUUAACCAUAGCCAUAAUCGCGUGGGCACUGAUUGGCGUUUUUGUCAAAAACCUGUAAAAUACGAAAAAUUAUUGAAAUCCUAUAAAUACUCAAUCAAUAAUAUUGAAUUUUAAACAUGUCCAACUAUAUUAUUUUCACAUUUAUCUAUAUCUUAUAGUAUCUAUGAUGAUAUAAUUUAUGUAAUGUAACAUACGAUUCUGUUCGAUUAGUUAUUAAUGUAUCUUGAUGAAUAAAUAUGGCCACGCUGCUACUCUACUUGA
This is a messenger RNA of Diuraphis noxia (Russian wheat aphid), 1167 nucleotides long. RefSeq lists its product as uncharacterized. Lineage: Eukaryota; Metazoa; Arthropoda; Insecta; Hemiptera; Aphididae. The record is from RefSeq and is a predicted model, not a curated record.